GCGAAACCAGUUCUCGGCACCAACGAUAUUCUUUUUCUACUCAUACAUCAUUGGGCACGGGAUACAUCUACAUUCCCAAUUGAAAAUCAGCACUUGGCACUUGUUGUUUUAUACGGAAAGCUAUCUAAAAACAAUUCUACUUGCCUAAGUAACAAUGAGGACUUGGAUAAUAAGGAUUUAAAGGAUUCUGAAGAUAAAAUAAACUUUAUCGAAAAUGAAAAACUAAAUAACCCUAAUUACAAUCAAUAG
Messenger RNA from Botrytis fragariae, 249 nucleotides. RefSeq lists its product as uncharacterized. The annotation marks the transcript as partial. The record is from RefSeq and is a predicted model, not a curated record. The transcript is spliced from 2 exons. NCBI's taxonomy places the organism in Eukaryota, Fungi, Ascomycota, Leotiomycetes, Helotiales, Sclerotiniaceae.